Phragmites australis (common reed) is the source of this 2760-nucleotide messenger RNA. Its product is annotated as MYB-like transcription factor ODO1. The record is from RefSeq and is a predicted model, not a curated record. Bases 1721 to 2476 code for a protein of 251 amino acids. Lineage: Eukaryota; Viridiplantae; Streptophyta; Magnoliopsida; Poales; Poaceae. The transcript has 3 exons.
CGAUCAUUUAUUUUCUUAAUAUAAUGACACGCAGCUCUCCUACACGUUCGAGAAAAAAUGGCAUGUUCUGGUCUCAUGGAUGUGUUAGCAUUGUAUCCCAGAAGAUUACUGCCAUUCCAUCAGCAGUUGCUAGCAUUUUUCUUGCAGCUUACACAGCAUAAAUUAGCUCCUGUAGGCUGUAGUUGUCCAAAAUAUUCUUCUGCUGCCAGACCUGUGUCUGAACAGCAUUUAUAGACAAGUUUGGUGAUUGAUUGAUUGAAGAUGCCCCUUCUUAUAUCAAUAUUCCAAAGCAUGUACCACUGAAUUGACAUUAUUUUCUUGUUGCAGCGUGCAGUCAUUUCUUCCUCUAUUCCUCAUGUCGGCAGAUUCUUAAGCUGUCCCUUGCUGUCCUUUCUGAGUAGAAGUAAGAUGACUCAUUUCUUUUCCCCUUUUUUGGUGAAUAGGCUCUGAAGAGUUUGGUGGAUUAAGAAACUAUAGUUCUUAUCCCUUCUUUGCAUCAUGUUACGGAAUAACCAGUCUACUUACACAAUGAGUAGGACAUGCGGUUGUUCUUUUAGCAAACAGGCAAGAGAGCUGCACAUCUUUGCAUUAAGAAGGAUAAAACGAGUCGGUUGUAAAGUCCCUGAGAACUACAGAUUCGAGGAAGGUGAUGUAUUGUAUGGUUGAUAUGUGACCCUGUCUGCUCUCAUCCUCACUUUUGCUGUCAGACAUAAGUGUAUACACAUGGUAGAAGAAGAUCAUAUUGUUGAGUUCUUGCCUGCUGGUAGCUGACCUUGGCAAAACUCAGUGUCACAAGACCACCAGUCUCAAUGAUCUUGGAUGCUGAAUGCUUGAAUGUUUCAGCUUUUUUUGAUAAAUUGGAUGCAACAGAAACAUCAUGGUGUGCACAAUGCCAUUAUAUUGGUCCAAACAGAUACAUUAGACAUGCAACUUGCAGAGGACACAGGCAGGUCAGAUUGUUCCUCCUGGUUUGAUCUGUUAUAGUGCACCACCGAUGAUGAGGUUGUUGAUGAAAUCGUUUCGUAAGAUGGCAAUGAAGGCGACACACAUAUAUACUUUUUCCCCUGUGGGAAAUGGUCGCAGCAAAAGCUUCGGAAACACCAGAUGAGCUGCAGCUUCUAUAUUCAGAGACAAUCACACCUUUGGUUCCUGUGACAGCAUUUGCAAUCGAAUUGUCGUGUUUAACUAGGAAAUUGUGAUAUUCUACCUGCAAGAAUUGGGCAUUGUUCAUUUAAGUUCAGAGUUAAUUAAUUAAGAUCAUAUCAAGCCUUUGUACCAUAUCAGAAUAUUGAAGCACAAGAAUCAACUUGGUCACAGAUUCUGACACAGUUACGUCUGAGUGAACCUGAUCAACAACUCUAUUUGUAGUACAACAUGAUGCUGCAGUACAUAAAAAUUGCACAGUUUACUAUAGGUCGGAUUGAGACUCUUGCUUCCAGAUCACAUUAAAUUAACCAAGUCGCGAUUACUAUCUCCAUCAGCAAAUAGAAAAGGUUGAAAAGCACAAGACAAUUUUUUAGAAAAGAUGGAACUCAGUUAUAAAUAUAUGCAGGCAGACACCCAUUGCAGUUGCAAGGGAGCUGUCACGAUCCUUUUGUCUGAUGCUUGUCUGUGGAGUUUGGUGGCUCACAACAUAUAUACAAUGCAAUAGAAGCUUAUUGAUAGCCUUGUUGUACAGAUCUUAAUCUGGUGUCAGCUGCAGCUGAUAGUAAAUUCAUCGAUGGGGAGGAAGCCGUGCUGUGACAAGCAGGGGGUGAAGCGGGGGCCUUGGACAGCAGAGGAGGACAAGAAGCUCAUAAGCUUCAUCCUGACGCACGGUCGGUGCUGCUGGCGGGCUGUGCCAAAGCUGGCGGGGCUGCUGCGCUGCGGCAAGAGCUGCCGGCUGCGGUGGACCAACUAUCUCCGCCCUGACCUCAAGCGCGGCCUCCUCACCGCAGCGGAGGAGGAGCUCAUCAUCGAUCUCCACGCCAAGCUUGGUAAUAGAUGGUCCAAGAUUGCUGCCAAGUUACCUGGGCGAACAGACAACGAGAUUAAGAACCACUGGAACACUCACAUCAGGAAGAAACUCGUCAAGAUGGGCAUCGACCCUGCCACGCACCAGCCUCUGGCCAACACCAAGGCAGCUACAACCGGAUCAGCUAAAUCCAGCGACACCGGAGACGAGCAGAACUUGAAGGAAGGCAGCCCUGGGGACAUGGCAAUGCCCACUGACUCGUCGGAGCAAUCCAGCGGGCCAGAUCCAAGCACCAACGCCAGUGACCAAGACCAGGAUCUGCUGGUGAAUUGGCUGUUGGAGGCGGAGGAGCCAUGGCUAAAUUUUACAAGCGGCAAUGAUGAUGGGCUCAGCAUUGUCUCGGCGCCUUUGCCAUGGGAUGAUGCAACAGACUGGCUGCUUGACUACCAAGAUUUUGGCAUGGACAGCUCGAACUUGAUCAACAAUUCAACGGUUCACAGCUCAAAUGGAUCAAACCUCUAAAGAUCGGAGACAUACAAACUGCGGGUGUGCGUGCACUGCCCUGCUCCCAGUAUAGACAAUAGAUACAUACAUGAAUAAGAUUGUGGUAAGAGAUAGGCAUGAGGCAUAUUUAGACCGUAGAAUAGUGAUAGCUUACCCUUAAAAGCAAGGGUUUUGUGUUCAUAGAACCCUAAGUUUCUCAGCAUGGCAAGUGGUAGAACUACAAGUCUACAACCCUCUGCUGUAAACAUGCAUUACAUCCUUUGUACACAAAUGUAUGCUUCUAUAUAAAAAAAGUUACAGAA